Molecule: messenger RNA, 1539 nt
Organism: Chanos chanos (milkfish)
Lineage: Eukaryota; Metazoa; Chordata; Actinopteri; Gonorynchiformes; Chanidae
Gene: dmrt2a
Product: doublesex and mab-3 related transcription factor 2a
Exons: 3
Coding region: 1-1539 (512 amino acids)
Biological process (GO): regulation of transcription by RNA polymerase II; sex differentiation
Cellular component (GO): nucleus
Molecular function (GO): DNA-binding transcription factor activity, RNA polymerase II-specific; RNA polymerase II cis-regulatory region sequence-specific DNA binding
Source: RefSeq, a predicted model, not a curated record
AUGACGGAUCUCUCCGGUACUGAGUACGAAAUCGACGUGGAGUCUCUCGAAAACGAGAACGACGACCCAGCAGGAUUCACCAAAGUGUUGUCCAGUGUCGGAGAAGACGACUCAGGGAACAAAGAUGAUGACAAAUCCGGUCAUACUAACGUAGGCACGGGCGACCAGAGAAAACUGAGCCGCACCCCGAAGUGCGCGCGUUGCAGGAACCAUGGAGUGGUGUCUUGUCUAAAAGGGCACAAAAGAUUCUGUAGGUGGCGAGACUGCCAAUGUGCCAACUGUUUACUGGUUGUGGAAAGACAGCGCGUGAUGGCAGCCCAGGUUGCUCUUAGAAGACAGCAGGCGACAGAAGAUAAGAAAGGGAUAGUGGGGAAACAGAUUCCAACAGAAAGGCGAAAUAUCUAUCAAAGACACAUCCGUCCAUCCACCUUACUGGCUAAAAGUAUCUUAGAAGGGUACCGUCCAGUCCAGUCAGACCCAUUUCUGGGCAGUGGGGCUUCUUUGCCUCCCCCACUCAGUGAUCGUAUGAGGAAGAGGAGGGCUUUCGCUGAUAAAGAGCUGGAGAGCAUUAUGCUGGAGCGUGAGUAUAAGGAGAGGGAACUUUUGGAGUCGACGCAGUCAGCAACAGCCUCUCUGUUCCUGCCCGCUGGCCUGGUCCGCUCUACUGAGUUUAACUCCUUCAAGACGGCCUUUCCUUCCUCUUCUUCCUCUGGCCCUGCAGAACCCAGACCCAAAGACAUUUGUGGUUUCCUACCGGGCUGUUUGGACCUUCCCAUGGCCUAUGGGAGCUCAGCAAAUGUGGAGCUCAUCUCUUCCAACGUCAGCGUAGCCACCACUUACCGACAGUACCCCCUCUCGCCUCCGGCUCCAACCCGUUUUAUGAUGUGGCCACGUGGUAACAACCUCAGUGACACUCUCCUGUAUCAGCAGUGCCUGCUAAAUGCCACCACUGUCCAGAAUCUCAAACCUGGCGCCGUCUGGGACCCAAAGAUGAUGCCUUCCUCUGAAAGUCACUCCCCCGAGCAGGACGUGGCUUCGGCGGCUAAGCUGGAGGGCUCUCGGGCUGCCACAGAUUCUAGUGACACUCACAGAGAGCCUGGUGAGGUCCAGCAAAGUCUGGGCCAGAACAUCAGGGAAAGGUCAGCGUUUUCUCCGCCUAAGAGAGCAUAUGGACAGGCUGGCAUCCCAUCUCACACACCCGGUCACGAACAUGUUCUGAAUAAGAUUGGGAAGGACAACUCCAAACACCCUCUCUCCAUGAACAUGAGUUGUUUCCAUUCCCUCAUACAACAGACUCUGAAUGAGAAAAACAACCCAGAACUGAAAAGUCCAUACUGUAAGGAUCAGCUGGAAGACACAGCCAGAAAAUGCAGGGGUGUUGCAGCUAAAGAGGUACUGCCGUUUAAAAGCACAGAGCGAGCAGGAAAAGAGUUUACAGCCAAGCCAGCAGGGAACAAAGGAUCGACUGAAUCCCUGUCAUUCUCAGUGGAGGCAAUAUUAAAAAGACCCUCACUUCCCCUUAAUCAUGCAUCUCAGUAA